Achroia grisella is the source of this 4826-nucleotide messenger RNA. It is a transcript of the gene hzg, whose product is annotated as carboxy-terminal domain RNA polymerase II polypeptide A small phosphatase 1. Lineage: Eukaryota; Metazoa; Arthropoda; Insecta; Lepidoptera; Pyralidae. The coding region runs from base 100 to 981 and encodes 293 amino acids. Gene Ontology annotation, molecular function: RNA polymerase II CTD heptapeptide repeat phosphatase activity. The record is from RefSeq and is a predicted model, not a curated record. The transcript has 5 exons.
UUUUGUAAAAUAGAAGGGAGAUAAAAAAUAGUUUUAUGGUGUUAAAGUUUUACAAAAACUUCGUUGCCAUUUGUAUUACGGCCCAAAACAAAUGUUUAAAUGGACGCAUCGUCCAUUAUAACUCAGGUGUCACGGGAUGACGAGCAAUUAAACAAUUAUGGCUCCGACAGAGGGUCACCCCCUGGCGGGCAACAUAAUGAUGGGGACGGGACCCCAGUGUCGGGGUCCACUCCUUUAGGGAGUAAAAAGUCCAGUGGCAGUGGAGGAUUCCUACGUUCAUUGUUAUGCUGCUGGCGUGGUGGAAGAGGCAAAGGGCCUCCUGGUGGAAAUGGCGCAAACAGCAUCGAUGGCAGGGCUUCACCUCCUCUCCUGGUCAUGGCAGAUCAUGCGCCAAGACCAUUGUUGCCACCAGUGAGACAUCAAGACAUGCAUAAAAAGUGUAUGGUCAUUGAUCUUGAUGAAACAUUAGUGCACAGCUCUUUUAAGCCAAUAAACAACGCCGACUUCGUAGUACCUGUGGAGAUUGACGGCGCGGUGCAUCAAGUGUACGUGCUGAAACGGCCGCACGUGGACGAAUUCCUGCGGCGGUGCGGCGAGUUGUACGAGUGCGUGUUGUUCACCGCGUCGCUUGCCAAGUACGCGGAUCCUGUCGCCGAUCUGUUGGAUAGAUGGGGCGUUUUCCGUGCACGUUUGUUCCGCGACAGCUGCGUAUUCCAUCGAGGGAAUUACGUGAAAGACCUGAACAGCCUCGGCCGGGACCUCCGGCGGGUGGUCAUCGUGGACAACUCGCCGGCUUCAUACAUAUUCCAUCCGGACAAUGCUGUACCUGUCGCGUCUUGGUUCGACGACAUGACAGACUCUGAACUUUUAGACUUGAUACCGUUUUUCGAGAAACUGAGCAAGGUGGACAGUGUGUACACAGUGUUGCGCAAUUCUAACCACCCGUACAACCCGACGCAGAACAGUUCGCCGGCCACAUAGCCUCCGCCCACAUCGCCCUGCAAACACUCGUCGGCCAGGGAGCGAACUUCGUCACAUGUGCCAAUUUUGCCUUCUGGAUAGUAAGGACGUUAUUUGUACCUAUUUUACAGUUUUAGGUAUCUCCUAGUAUGUAAGUGGUCUGUCUGAUGGAUUUGUGAUGUCUCUAAUGUUUUCUCUCAGCUAAUAUGCUUGCGGCAAGCAUGCGCGUAUGUAUUUGGACGUAUAUUAACUAUCUGAAUUACUAAUUUUUUUUUAACCUUUCGGUAAUAUUGAAGAAUUUCAAACUUUUUUAUAUCAUGCUUGGGAUCAAAUAAUGAAUAAGUUAGGAUACUUUCAUCGGAUCGCUUGGUGUUUCCGUAAUCAUUUCAUUGAUUGUUCGAAGUUUUGCCGCCGAUAUUGGAAGUAAACGAUCCUACUCCGUUAUCCGUCGCGAUAUAUUGAAUCGAUAACGUUGUAACAUAAUCACGAAUUGUAAAAUUCGACUGGCGACGUAAGUGCGUAAGUGCUUAUGGAAUUUGUAAAUAUUUUUUAUAAGAGUUGACAGAAAAAUCAUGGUCUAGAUUUAACGCAAAAUAUUGAUAAUUAUAAUGUACAUAUACUUACUAUUAAUUAAAUAAAAUCGUAAGAGAUUUGAAACGGCAGAACUAUAGCUCUUAAGGUGAAUAGCGUUGCACUUAUCUAAGGCUGAUGGUACACUAGUUCAUAAGAAUUUAGUAAAUUAUAUUUUUGUAUUGGUCCAUUCAAUUUUAGAACAUUUUGUUCAUGUAAAAAAUUGUUGCGAGCCGCGGUUUGGUUAAUGAUAUAUUUUCUUAUGACAUAGUGUAACGUCGGCGACAGAUUUAAAGUUCAAAUCGGAGUCAUAGUGUUGUGGUUGAUACACUGAAGUUUUGAGAAUCUAUAUCUUUUUCGAAAUUUAUAUUUAUUCAUUUAAUCUUAUUAUUUACUAAGUACUAUAUAUAUAAUUAAUAUGAUGAUAUUUUAAUAAGUUGUGUUAAUAUUAAAAUUUAUUAAUUUUAAAAUUAUUACAAAUCCACAGCAUUAUUACCCCGGUUAAAUCUGCUCACACAUUAUUAGGUUAAUUCGGACGAUUAUCCUAUGCGGUGGUUACGUUCUGAUUGGCGUAUUAUCAAAGAGGGGAAGGCAUACCAACGAAUGCGCCAAUCGGAACGAGAUCGCAUAGGACAAUCGUGCGACUUAACCUAUUAGAGUGAGAGCGCAUUCAAUGUUUGUGCACAUUAGAUCGCUAAUGGUUGUAUAGUCCACAAUAAACACUAAUGUGUACACACCUCGAUGUUGUGGUAAUCAUAAACUAUUGUUAUAAUACAUUCUCCCAUUAUAGCAUCGGUGACAAUAAGAAGUCAAUCGCGUCAGUGUCAUAUGAGUUUUUAAAUAUAAUUAAUUAAAAUGUGUUUACUUAGUACACGGGUACGGUAGUAUCAGAUCGACUUGGCAUCAAAAUUGAACUGUCGUGGAGAAGAAUGCGCUUGUUUAGAAAAAAAACAGCUUUGUAUAUUCGUAUUUAUAUACGUAUGUUGUGGUAUAAAUGGAAGUGAUACGAUUUUUUUCGUAAUGAAACUGUAACUUUAUAUACAUGGUUUCGGCAUUCCUUCCCCGUCAGUUUUAUGGAUGCUGCACAUACUAUUAAAAAUGUCUACAGACGACACUAAGAUUGGCCAAUAUCGGAGCAAUGGUCGGAACCGCCCAGAAUCGCUUUCUAGAGCGCCUCAGGGACUACUUCUCCAAAAUUGCUGCUAUAUUGUUACAUAUUAUAUUAUGAUUUUAGUGACGUGUGUAGGCCGUUUAAUGUUCAUCUCAGUAUUAGAUUAGCUUAGUGUUGGAUGCCAUUGACACAGAUUUAUGCCUGGUGAGAAAUCUGCCGAUUCGGAUAAUAUAUUUUAAUAUAAUAAUAUUGGAUGUGAUGGUAACAUAAGGGGGUACUACACAAAAAAAAAUUAAAAUCAUCUAAGGCCAGAGAAAAAUAAUUCUUUUGCAUUCCACUUUACUGUCCACAAUUGAUAAAUAAAUUUAAAUCAUCAGUGAUUUGCAAAGAAAUGUUCCAUUUUAAAGUAAUUACUUACAUAUCUAUAUUUUUAUCAGAAUUAACAUUUGAAAAUAGUACUUCAAUAUAUAUGAAUAAUAGAAUAUUGCUUCGCCGUGUAAUUGGCCCCUUAUGGAUUCAUCAAUCCGAUUUCAAAAUUACGUGGUAUCGGAUUUAUGUAAGAAUUGAUUAAUUAGGUAUAUAAAAUGGUGCUUUCAGUAUUAGUUGAUUAAGCAACUCGAAAUUUGACUGUUAAGGAACUUAGUAGCACUCGUAACGCACAUUGGGAUCUUAAAUUGGGUUAAAAAUUUUAGAACAAUAAUUGAUAUAUUAAACAAUAAUUAUUCGGCCGUUUUAUUUAUAUAUCUGAAACGUUUACAACUUUACCAUGGCUCGACGAUGCCAUCUAUUUAUUGUUUUAAUUGCUUAGCAAAAAAGUUUUAUUGUUUUCUUUUUAUAAUUAUUUUUUUAACAAUAUCAAUUUAUUAUUGUUUUGGUAGGAGGCAUAUGUAAAUAAGAUUUUUAUUAACUUAAUGAGAAAUGGUCGAUUUUAAUUAAUCGAUUGAAACAAAUCCAUUAUUUUCAUAGUGUACAUGUUUGUUUGUUAUUUAGUGACUACGCCGAUAUAUACGUUCGCGGUUACGUACAUACGUAUAUAUGUUCAUACGUAUAUUUUACUAGUUAUACGCUAACGAUAGUUGUAUCCUCCGCUAGAUGUAGAACACGAUACGAUAUUUAUACAAGUCUGUAAUCUAUAUUCGAUCAAUGAGACAAAAAUUGAUGCGUCUGUUAUUAUUUGUGUACAGACCUUGGAAUAUUUAUAAUAGGACGCUGUUAUAGAAAUAUCACUUUUUAAGUAGUUUUACUUUUCUCUUUCGUUACGUCUUACGUCUUUCUCAGCCGUAUAGGGCUAAGAUAGGAAGAGAAAGGUACCGAUUACUUUUGCGAUAACAACUUCGCUGUAAGAACGCGUCUCAAAUGAAGCCUUAAUUUAAUUUCGUGUGAGAUGUCACUAUAAACUUGCUUGGUCACAUAUUUGCUUAUACCUGCUAUAAUUUGUAUGGAGAGUCUACAUGCUUGAUGGUAAAUUGGUAUGUUUUCUAAGAGCUCCUAUUGUAAGAAUUCUGAGGUAUAAAUGGAUUUAAUAAAAUCCACUUACAUUUGGUGCAUGGUAUAAUGAUCAAUGUUCAGUGACGUUAACAAAUUUCACUAAGGAAUAUGGAUCGGUAUACAAAAGUAGUCCAAACGGUAAGCCUUACGAUAUUUGAUUGAAAAUAAUUAUUUUCAACUAAUGAAACGUUCCGCGGGUUUUUAAUAUUGAUUUUCAUACUUUGAUCCAUUUUCCGCGGUGAAAAUUGUUAGCUAAAUUUUGGAUUGUUAUACAUUGUAUACAUUUUGUAUACUGCAAGAAAUAAAUAUAAAAAUUGGGCCUAAAAUAUAUGGUAAUCACGAUUGAUAUUUGUAUAAUACGAGAUAUAUAAUUUUGUAUUCGUAUUAUAUUCACCACUUUAGUUUUAUUACACACAAUUACCUUGCUUUCUUACAAAGUGUGCUAACAUUACAUUUAAAUAGUAAUAAAAUGCGAGCGUGUACUCACAAUUCAAUAAGAAUGUAGGUUUCAUAUAAUUUAUAGUUCGUUUUCAUUAAAGUGAAUGCACACAUAUUCAUGCUCUACGCCCGCUAAUUCACUCUUGAAUAAUGUAUGAAUUCGCUAACUUUAUAUUGUUUUAGUGAGAUACCUUGAGAAAGCGUUCGAUACGGACGCAAAGUUUUGCGUCUUCACUGCGUUUAGCUCGGAUAAGUGUGC